AUGACGGGAGCUCCGCCGUACAAUCCGCAGUCUCCCACCCAGCAAUCUCGUUAUUCUGCCUACUCUUCUCCGAACAAGAACCGUCCCUUCUACUCCAGCAACAAUGACCAAUAUCAACAGCACCCGCCGCAGACGCCGCCGGCCUUCCCCCCGCAGCCCAGCAUGGCCAGGAGCCCUCACUUCUCGCAUGCGCCGUCACCAUUACCGGCCACGCUGCCUCCGUUGAAUGGUGCCGCUCCGUCGUCUCACCCAUCGGAUACGCCUUCACAGUAUCAGGCCCAUUCCUCGGCGGGAACGCCGCAAUUCCCCCUGCCUCGGCCCUACUCUAAUUCCGUCUUCUCGGGCAACGGCGCGACCCCCUACGGUCAUUCUACUCCCUCCCACGCUCAUCCCUCUGGUCGGCCCGACAGCCAUUCGCAGUCUUCUCCCAAAAAAGAUUCGGAGUCUCCCUACCCCAUGGGGGGUCACGGAGUCGCGGCGUAUCCGUCCUCGAUGGUGCGAGAGUCUAGGCAUUCCUCUCCUCCCAAGGAAACUAAACCAGACCCCAUGUCUUUUGCCAGUAUCUUAGCGGGCCCGGCCGAAGAGCGCAACCCGCCGCCCAGACAAUCUCCACCAAAGAAACAGCUGCCCCUUGAAGCCGCAUCGACCCCCAUCGCGCCAGCACCAAGCGCGGUGGACAACCGAAGCCCCCCGCCGACGACGCCCGUCCCCAUCGCCCACAGCAAAAGCAAGGACAAAGAACCUUCGGGCGCGCCCUUACCGAGAUUGGAAAAGAAACCCAGCAAUGAGAAGCGCCGUCGCAACGUCGAACAAGAACCCAGAGUGUCCGACUCGCGGGCUUCGGCCAUUGCAAACGGUGUGACCGAAUCAUCUAAGGCUGCUUCCCUGGCCCGUGGUGCUGUUUCCCGCCAUCCCUUGACGGACGGGGAGGUGGAGGCUCUCAACCGCGCGAUGGCCGAUAUGGCCAACGCAGAUCAAAGCGACGUAGAAGCUCCUGGGUAUGAGAGACAAUAUCAGGAAUACAAGGCCAAAAGCAAGAAGCGUGCUCUGCUCACGGAACAAACUGAAAUCAUCCGGCGCAAGCGACGACGCCACCGAUUUCUCGGAGACUUCGCAAAGUCCUUGGAGAAGCAAGCCGAGGCUGGAAUGGAUCGAUUCCGACUUGCAAACGAAUCGUCCGUCAUCGCCGAAGUGCAAGCCAAAGAAAUUCAGGACGAAAAGGAACGCAAGAAGGAUAUGCAACGAAAGCGGCGGCGCGAGAACACCGUACGCAUGGAAAUGCAGAAGAAGCUGGAGGCAGAACUCAAAGCAAACGAGGCACAGGAUUCUGCAGAGAAGGCCAAGUUCCUCCGUGAAGCUGAGCGGGCACAGCGAAAGAUCAAGACCACCAAGCGAGCUUUGGAAGGUGUCACUGCUCCCGAGGAGAUUAGCGAAGUGACUCCCUUAGCGCCAAACCUUGAAGGGGGCACCACCAGCUCCUUCCACAUUGGUCGGAACUCUCCUUCCAGGCGCAAGUCUGGGCGCAAUGGCCCCGUCACCCGACCCAAGAAGUCGAAGGAACAAAAACAGGCGGAGAAGGACGCGGCAGAAGCGGCUUAUGCAGCCAUGGAGAACGAUGAGGCAUUGCCUCUGCCACCCAAAGAAGAUCCCCGUAAGGAGUCGAUCAAAAAGGAGACGAAAGGGAGCCGCUCCAAGGAGCCCACGCCCACACCGCUAUCCGCCUUCGAGACCAAAGGUUACAAUCAGAUCUACGAGCAAAUCUGGCGUGAUAUUGCUCGUAAAGACAUUCCCAAGGUCUACCGCAUCAAGGGUCUGUCGCUCAGCACGCGCCAGGAGAAUCUUCGCAAGACAGCACAACUGGCCAGCAAGCAGUCUCGCAAAUGGCAGGAACGCACUAACAAGAGCAUGAAAGACACCCAGGCCCGUGCCAAACGGACGAUGCGCGAAAUGAUGUCCUUCUGGAAGCGCAACGAACGUGAGGAACGCGACCUGCGCCGUCUUGCCGAGAAGCAGGAGAUUGAGUCGGCUAAGAAGGCAGAAGCGGAGCGUGAAGCCAAUCGUCAGAGACGAAAGCUCAACUUCCUCAUCUCCCAGACCGAAUUGUACUCCCACUUCAUUGGGCGCAAGAUCAAAGGUGCAGAAGGAGAUGACUCCGGAGACACGGCCGUGGAUAGUUCCGAUCAGACUAUACAGCCUGGGAAACCCCAGGAUCACACGGUGGAUAUGCCCCCCAGUGUCGCCGAUUUGGGCGCCAAAGUGACCAAUUUCGAAGAUCUCGACUUUGAUGCCGAGGACGAGACGGCCUUGCGCCAGGCGGCUAUGGCAAACGCACAGAAUGCCGUCCAGCAGGCCCAGGAUCGAGCCCGCGCCUUCAACAACGACCAGAACCAGAUGGACGCCCUGGAUGAGGGUGAAUUGAACUUUCAAAAUCCUACUAGCUUGGGCGAUAUCGAAAUCUCGCAGCCCAACAUGCUUACAGCCAAGCUUAAGGAAUACCAGCUCAAGGGUCUCAACUGGCUUGUCAACCUGUACGAGCAAGGUAUCAACGGUAUUCUGGCCGACGAGAUGGGUCUAGGAAAAACCAUCCAGUCCAUCUCAGUCAUGGCUUAUCUGGCUGAAGUGCACAACAUCUGGGGUCCUUUCCUGGUGAUUGCGCCUGCCUCUACCCUACACAACUGGCAGCAGGAAAUCACCAAGUUCGUCCCGGACAUCAAGGUCCUCCCGUACUGGGGUUCGGCCAAAGACCGCAAGAUCCUGCGUAAGUUUUGGGAUCGAAAGCAUAUCACAUACACGAAGGAGUCUGAGUUCCAUGUGCUGGUCACCUCCUACCAACUGGUGGUACUUGAUGCACAGUACUUCCAGAAGGUCAAGUGGCAGUACAUGAUUCUCGACGAAGCCCAGGCUAUCAAAUCCUCUCAGAGCUCACGUUGGAAGAACCUGCUCGGCUUCUCUUGUCGUAACCGUCUUCUGCUGACAGGUACCCCUAUUCAGAAUAACAUGCAGGAGCUGUGGGCACUGCUGCACUUUAUCAUGCCCACCCUUUUCGACUCUCACGACGAAUUCAGUGAAUGGUUCUCCAAGGACAUUGAAUCCCAUGCUCAGAGUAACACGAAACUCAAUGAAGACCAGCUGAGGCGUCUCCACAUGAUCUUGAAGCCUUUCAUGCUUCGCCGUGUCAAGAAACAUGUUCAGCAGGAACUUGGCGAUAAGGUUGAGAAGGACAUCUUCUGCGACCUUACUUACCGCCAGCGCGCUUACUAUGCCAAUUUGCGCAACCGGGUCAGUAUCAUGGAUUUGAUCGAGAAGGCCGCUGUCGGGGACGAGGCCGACAGCACGACAUUGAUGAACUUGGUCAUGCAGUUCCGAAAAGUCUGCAACCAUCCGGAUUUGUUCGAGCGUGCGGAAACGAAAUCUCCCUUUUCUGUCGCGCACUUCGCCGAGACCGCCUCGUUUGUCAGAGAAGGUCAGAACGUUGAUGUUGCUUACUCGACGCGCAACCUGAUUGAAUACCCGUUGCCACGCCUGCUCUGUGGCUCUGCUGGUCGUGUCGAUGUCGCAGGACCCGGCAAUGCGCGCGCCGGCUUCCAUGGGAAAUAUCUUGACCACAUGAUGAACAUUUUCGCUCCCGACAACAUCAGGCAAAGUGUCCGGGAUAACGGGGCCUUCUCUUUCCUGCGUUUCGUGGACACAUCACCCGGGGAGGCAUACGAACAAUCACAUCUAGGCGUCUUUGAGCGAGCUGUUCGUCGCCGAGGGCAGGCGAACAGGCUGGCCCGGCUUCAGGUCGUCUACGACGAUGACAGAGUAACAGCAUCAGUCCUUCCUCAUGCAAUGUUCAACAUCGUCGACCGCAACGAUCGUCAUGCAGUGCACGAGGUCGCGGCCGAGGGCUACAUGCGUGAUCUGAUGACCGUCUCCCAGUCUACGUUUGAAAGAGAAGGCCUUUCCCUGAUUGAACCGUCGGCUGGCCCAGCAGCGUCGGCGCCUCCGAUCACCAUUACGAGUUCGAGUCAGAUUCCCAUGUACGAGGCCAGAGACAGUUUCUUCAAUAUUUCUGUGCGCCAUGCCUUGUAUGGAGUUGCUUCGAAACAGGUGGAGCAUCAAAUCGUGGAGAAGAAGCUGGAUCCUACACCAUACUCUCUGCCGCCAAUACUACCUAAGCCACUUUCUGCCAAGGGUCGAUACACGCACAUUGAGGUGCCGUCCAUGCGUCGCUUCGUCACGGAUUCCGGCAAAUUGGCCAAGCUGGACGAACUCUUACGCGAGCUCAAGGCCGGUGGGCACCGUGUGCUCCUGUACUUCCAAAUGACUCGUAUGAUCGAUUUGAUGGAGGAGUACUUGACCUAUCGCAAUUACAAGUACUGUCGGUUGGAUGGAAGCACCAAGCUGGAGGAUCGCCGUGAUACUGUGGCGGACUUCCAACAGCGCCCGGAGAUUUUCGUGUUCCUUCUGUCUACGCGUGCGGGUGGCCUGGGUAUCAACCUGACUGCGGCCGAUACAGUUAUCUUCUACGACUCGGAUUGGAACCCUACCAUUGACUCGCAAGCCAUGGACCGCGCCCAUCGUCUGGGUCAGACAAGGCAGGUCACGGUCUAUCGUCUCAUCACCCGUGGCACGAUCGAAGAGCGGAUCCGGAAGCGGGCCUUGCAGAAGGAAGAGGUGCAGCGUGUUGUCAUCACGGGUGGUGCCGCUGGUGGCGUUGACUUCAAUACUCGCAACCGCGAGAGCCGAACCAAGGACAUUGCCAUGUGGCUGGCGGACGAUGAACAGGCCGAGCUCAUUGAGCAGAAGGAGAAGGAAGCUAUGGAUCGCGGUGAAGUGUUCGGCGCCGGGAAAGGUGGGAAGAAGGCAGCUCAGAAGAGGAAGAGAGAUAUCACGCUGGAUGAUAUGUAUCAUGAAGGCGAGGGCAACUUUGACGAUGCCAGUGCUAAGCCGUCUGGCGCGGCAACGCCGGUGUCUGCGGCAGACAACGUGGGUACGCCCUCGGCCACGCCCGUUCCCAAGCGAGGACGUGGCCGCGGGACUGGUAAAGGAACGUCAAAACGGGCCAAGACGACCAAAGAGCGAUUGCGUCUCAUUGACGGCGACGGAGGCCUCGGGCCCAGUUAA
Molecule: messenger RNA, 5109 nt
Organism: Aspergillus homomorphus CBS 101889
Lineage: Eukaryota; Fungi; Ascomycota; Eurotiomycetes; Eurotiales; Aspergillaceae
Gene: ino80
Product: chromatin-remodeling ATPase INO80
Exons: 4
Coding region: 1-5109 (1702 amino acids)
Biological process (GO): DNA repair; chromatin remodeling; DNA-templated transcription
Cellular component (GO): nucleus; Ino80 complex
Molecular function (GO): ATP-dependent chromatin remodeler activity; histone binding; ATP binding
Source: RefSeq, a predicted model, not a curated record